This is a messenger RNA of Astyanax mexicanus (Mexican tetra), 4782 nucleotides long. It is a transcript of the gene avpr2ab, whose product is annotated as arginine vasopressin receptor 2a, duplicate b. The record is from RefSeq and is a predicted model, not a curated record. The transcript is spliced from 6 exons. The coding region runs from base 425 to 2062 and encodes 545 amino acids. Gene Ontology annotation, molecular function: vasopressin receptor activity; peptide binding. Lineage: Eukaryota; Metazoa; Chordata; Actinopteri; Characiformes; Acestrorhamphidae. Gene Ontology annotation, cellular component: membrane. Gene Ontology annotation, biological process: positive regulation of vasoconstriction; G protein-coupled receptor signaling pathway; regulation of systemic arterial blood pressure by vasopressin.
GGAUAGGGAAGGGAGUAAGAGAGAGAGAGAUAGAAGAGUGAGAGAGAGAGGAGUGUGAGGGUAGUAGAAGCUGAAGAAGCUCACAGACUGAUCGAUAACUGAACGCACGCGGACUGAUUUCCCUCCUCCUCCUCCGUCUGAGAGAAAUCAGACCCCAGCUGAUUCAGGGGCUGACUGAUCACACACACACACGCACACACACACACACUGCUCAGUACAGUCUAACCAGUAUAAUGAACAGUCUGCGCUCACCUUUAAUAUCCCUCCGCCAAACACUGAGAGAAAGUUCAGCGGGAGACUGAGUGAGGAGCGGAGCGGAGCUUAUGGAGGAGAGAGCGGCCGGAGCCGCCAGAGGAGCAGCGGAGAAAGUGGACUAGUGGACACCAGACCCAGAGAGAGAGAGAGAGAGAGCUGGGCCUCAGGCAUGACGACGGCUUCGUGGGAAGUGGAUUUGACUCACUCUAACGGCUCCACUCUGAGGACGAACCUGGCCGGCUCUCUGUUCAACUUGAGCAGUAGCUUUGGUGGUACGGAGGCCUUCCUGUGGCUCACCUCGGAAAACGGCUCCUGGACCACCUCGGGCCCCUCGUUGGCACCGGCGGGGAAAGGGCGGAUACGGGACCAGGCGCUGGCCCAGGCUGAGAUCACUGUACUGGGGCUGGUGUUAGCACUCACCACACUGGGGAACAGCUUUGUGCUGUGGGUGCUGCUGCGCCGGAGAAAACACCAUGCACCCAUGCACCUCUUCAUGAUCAACCUGUGCGUGGCUGACCUGGUGGUGGCCUUCUUUCAGGUUCUGCCGCAGCUGGUGUGGGACAUCACCGAGCGUUUCCAGGGCCCUGACGCGCUGUGCCGUUCCGUCAAAUACCUGCAGAUCGUGGGAAUGUUUGCCUCCUCGUACAUGAUCGUCGCCAUGACAGUGGACCGCCACUAUGCUAUCUGCUGCCCCUUGCAGGCAUACAGAGGAGGAGAGACCUCUCGCUGGAACACCCCCAUUAUGACAGCCUGGGGCCUGGCCUUGGUACUCAGUUUACCACAGGUCUUCAUCUUCUCACGGUCGGAGGUGGCCCCGGGGGAUUUUGAGUGCUGGGGUCACUUUGCUGAGCCGUGGGGCCUCAAGGCUUAUGUCACCUGGAUGACUGUGGCUGUCUUCAUUCUGCCCGCAUUUAUCAUCACCGUGUGUCAGGUACGCAUCUUCAGAGAGAUCCAUGACAACGUCUACCUGAAGUCAGAGCGAAUGGUGACGGCAGAGUUUAAGCGGAACUCAGUGCUUUUUCAUUUCCCUCAGAGAGAAGGGCAUCGUGGGAGGUCCUGUAGUGGUAGAGACAGAGAGGGGCGGGGCAGCCAUCCUCAUCAGAUGGACGGCAGCCUCCAUGGCCGGCAUCGUGGCAGCCCCGUUCGCCCCCCACCUACCCCGACUGACCCUCAGAGCUCGUACGACAGUCUCUCCAUUACCUGUGACCCCUGUGCCGUGCCCCUCCCCUCUUCAGAGAUCUCUGCCUCCACCACUCCCCGCUUACUCAACUUCAGCCCUGAACACGCCCCGGGGUCUCCCCCAGACCCCACUCACCCACACACCAUGCCCACCAAUAACUCCUGUGCCCGGACCAGAGGCUCCUCCUCAUUGGCUGGACAGCUUUCGGGUACUCCAGACUUGUGGCCGGAUGUGCUCCCAGACACAGCAGCUCUUGGAAUGCCUACCCAGUAUCCUCCCCUUCCGCCUCCCUCAGGUAUCUCCAAGGCCAUGUCCAAGACGGUGAGGAUGACACUGGUCAUAGUGCUGGUCUACACAGUCUGCUGGUCUCCAUUCUUCAUCGUCCAGCUCUGGGCAGCCUGGGACCCCAACCCACCAGAUCAAGGAGUAGCAUUUACCAUCCUGAUGCUGCUGGCCAGCCUGAACUCCUGCACGAACCCCUGGAUCUACACAGCCUUCUCCAGCAGUGUGUCACGGGAGCUGCUGGCUCUGCUGCGCUGUAGAGUACCUUCACCACGCAGGGGAUCUUUACCCGACGACUCCACCGUCACACACACCUCCACCACUACCAAGGACAGCAUCUACUGACUGGUACACACACAGGCCACUCUACACACACAGGAAACUACUGUCCAGAAAUACACGGGUAUACCACCACAAUCCAUCAAAUCCAUCACCAUUUCCAUCACACUACAUCCCCGAAACAUCCAAAACUGACUCAUAAUAACUCAUAAUAACCAGGGACAGAAGCUGUGGGCAAAGUCAAUCAAAAAUAUUGUCUCACGUACACAAAUUAAUAUUUAAAAGUUUGGAAUCACUUGUUUUAUUAGUUACCACAGUUGUGAUAUUAGGAAGUAACUUCUAAAAUCAUAAAAAAAAUAUUAAAAAUUACCGUAUAUGCCAUCCAAUAAAAAGCAAUCUUCAUUUUUGUUGAUUUUUAGUUUACUACAUAAUUUGAACAUACAAACUCUCAUAUGCCCCAUGUCAGAAUUUCUUGAUGGACCAAUAAAAAUUCUCUUUUUUUGCAUUGCUUUCCAUUGAAAGUUAAAAAAGUUAAAUAUUUCUUUUGUAAAGCUUUUUUUUGAAAACCCAUUAUCCAAUUUUAUUUGCAAAUAUGAAUUUUGAAAAAUUAGAAACCGCUUUCUAUCUAAUGUCUGACUUUACAUAUGAAAUAGGAAAUUGCUUUUAAUCCAUCUGUCCUGUUUUGCAUUUAUUUACCAGGACAGCACAAACCUCUUUUAAAAAAAACAAAAGACCAAAAUUAGUGGGUCGACAAAAUAUUUUAAAUAUUUUAAUAUUUUCAAUCCCCAUCUGAAACCCACCCCCCUUCCCACUCUCCUUCUUUUUUUCUUUUUUUUCUAAUUUUUUCCCCAAUUUGUCCCCAAUUUACAAGGCCAAUUACCCAACUCACUCAUUAGGACUCCCCCUAUCACUAGUGAUGCCCCAACACCAGAAGGGUGAAGACUAGCGCAUGCCUCCUCCAAUACAUGUGAAGUCAGCCAGGGCCUUACCCUUUUUAAAUGGCUGCUGAUGCAGCAUUGAAGAGAAGCAUCACAGCGCUCUCAGAGGAAAGCGCAGCAUCUCAGUUUUGAUACAUCAGCUCACAGACGUCUUGUACUGAUCGACAUCACCCUUUGAAAUAAUGUGGGGAGAGAGUGCCAUCUACCCACCCAGAGAGAGAGCAAGGCCGAUUGCGCUCUCUCUCAGAGGGCUUCGAUAGCCAAUGGCAAGCUACAUGAACAGGAUUCGAACCGGCAAUCUCCUGAUCCAGUAUUAUUUGUGAAUUAUUUUUCUAUUAUUUGUAACUAUUAAUUGUGAAUAAUGCAAUUUUCUAUCAGGAUAUUGCCUGAAGAUUUAAGCAACACUGUUCAAAUACAAAGCAUUAGGUGUUAUGUUUUUAUUAUAACUUAAUUAUUGACAUAUUAUUGAUCUUUGUUACUAAGUUAUUAAGGAAUCACUUCCAGCUCUGCUAAUCAUUUUAUUUUGAAGCUCAGAAAUUAAAAAUAUUUAUUUAUAUAGUGUCUGCAACAAAAUAUGUCUUCAUAAUGUUAAAAACAGUGAUUUCAAACUUUUGAAUGUAAUCAGGAGUCGAAGCAUGAGGACAUAAACACACAUGGAAACACCUUGUCAAUAUCAAACUCCAGACCUUCUAGCAUUCUGUUACUUACAUACAAUUUGCAGCAAUGUCCCCAAGAAAGGCCUACAAACACUUUCUAAAGCACAGUCUACUGAAGGCAACAGUGAGAAGAGCUGAACAAAGCCACAACUAUAGGAAACCAGAGGGACUUCACCAUUUUUUUUUUGUCUUCAUUCUUCAGUGAAGAAUCCUCAAUGUGUGGUGGUCUGGGAUCGGAGCAAGACUGUUAUUAAUGUACUGGACACUAAAGAAUGUAACAAUGAAACAAGAUCAUGUACACCUGUACAUCUACUCAUUCCUGCAAUGAUUUAAUCAUAUGGCAUCAGUGAAAUGCAUAAAAUCCUACAGAUAUAGACCAGCAUCUUCAGGAAAAUGUUCGCCCACCAACUUUCACAAUGGAGAAAAUACAGGGGUCGGACAAUGAAACUGAAACACCUGGUUUUGGACCACAAUAAUUUAUUGUCCCGACUGACAGUUCUGGUAGAAAAAGGACUUCUGCAGUGAUUUGGGCAGCCGUGGUUUUAUGUUUUUUGUUCCUUUCAGACAGCUUCCUCGUCCACAGGUCCACAGUUAAUCCUGUUGGAUGUGGUUCAUCCUUAUUGGUGGUAUGCUGACAUAACCCUGGAUCCCGUGGCUCUUGAUACAUCACAAAGACUUGCUGUCUUGGUUACAGAUGCGCCAGCAAGACGUGCACCAACAAUUUGUCCUAUUUUGAACGUUGGUAUGUCACCCAUAAUGUUGUGUGCGUUGUAAUAUUUUGAGCAAAACUGUGCUCUUACCCUGCUAAUUGAACCUUCAGUUCUUUGGGCAAAAACACCUGGAUGAUGAGCAAGGUCAACUGAGAAUGUACUGACUGAUGGUCUAAUGAUUUUUUUUUUAUUUCUUCUGAGGCACACACAUAGCAGGUUCAAAAUGUAAUAUGCACCAAUGGAAUAAACCUGCAUGGAGCCAACCUGCUUUGUGACAGCAAUUCCAAAUUGGGUAGAAAAUUAAACUAAUUAGUGAUUCGAAGUAUGUUUUUAAAAUGGUCCUUUUUUCUUUAGUUUAGACUAUUUUGCGUUUUCCACAUUCAUAGAGAUUGGAGCCUGGUCUUGUCUGACUACAAAUAACUCUUGACCAUAAAACACUGAAACUACACAUUAAACUCUGGUAAAAAAAAAAAAAAAAGUGC